Neomonachus schauinslandi (Hawaiian monk seal) is the source of this 609-nucleotide messenger RNA. RefSeq names its product EGF-like and EMI domain-containing protein 1. The record is from RefSeq and is a predicted model, not a curated record. Gene Ontology annotation, molecular function: calcium ion binding. NCBI's taxonomy places the organism in Eukaryota, Metazoa, Chordata, Mammalia, Carnivora, Phocidae.
AUGGCAAUAGUAUUCCUUGUCAAUGUUGAUGCCUUCCCAAAUGUCGAUGAAUGUGUGGUGGUGAAUGGAGGCUGCCAGCAGUGCCAUAUUAACACUCUGGGCACCUUCCACUGUGAAUGUGAUACGGGAUACAGACUCCAUGCUGAUGAACGCACCUGCAUAAGGUUUGAAUUGGAAAUUGUCAAUAACUGUGAAGAGAAUAAUCAUGGUUGUUCCCAUCAUUGUGAACAUGUACUUGGUGGGCGGCGGGGGGGGGGGGGGGGGUGGCAUUGUUCCUGCAACCGACACCAGCUUGAUUCAGAUGAGAAAACAUGCAUAGACCUUGAUGAAUGUGAGAGUGGAGAAGUCCGCUGUGCCCAACUACGCAUCAACUAUUUAGGAAACUACAAAUGUCGAUGUCAGGAAGGCUUUAUCAGUUCUGAUGGUGAUGGAUGUGAUGCCUUAGAUGAUGGUGAGCUGGAGGAAGAAGAAUUAGAAGUUGUAAGGUUUCCAGGCCUUCUAUUCAAGAGCCCACCUCAACUGCUUCAUGAUGUCGCUACCUCUCUGUCUCCCACCACGAAGAUGAAGAAGAUGAGGAGGAUGAGGAAACACAUAUUUGAGGAGAACUGA